CAGUACUCUAAAACUACAAGCUGUGACCGUUGGGUGGGAAGACUUGCUGUUGCAUUGUUUUCAGGAAUGAAAAGCUAUAAGGUUGUAGUCGUCGUAAAUGAGUGAAACAACGUUAUUGGAAGGAAAAUGAAAUUAUUUUUAAAUUUUUGAUUUACGCGCAAAACGACAACAAACUUCGCCAACUCAAAAGAAGAGAGAAAAACAAACACGAUAAACGAAGAAGGGGUAUAAAGAGGGCGUAUGAAUGGUGUGACGGACCCUCCUCCAUUCCGCGCGAUCUGGACUUUUAUUAUUUUUUCUCUUCUGCACUGUCAGCCCCCUGUAUCGCUGAACUAAGGAGGUUGUGGAAAAGCCUCUCUGCGCCGGUCGCGUGGCUUCUUUGUGUACGGCAGCUGCUCCUAAAUGCAUGGGCAAACAUUGUGGCUUGGCAUAGGUAUAGCUAACACCCCUCGAGGAAAAGCAUCAGAACUGAUCAACCUGUAUUUGAGUUUUGAACUAGCAAGUCUAUCUACCACUAAACUACUACGACUACAAGAGGAUUAUCAAAGCGAUAUACUUUACUACCCCUUCCCCAUCCCUUGUCUGUUUUUUUCUUCUCCCUACUGUCCCGACAAAGCUUGCUGCUUUCUCCAACCAACUAACAGCGCGUGGAUUUUAAAAGACUGAAAAACGUGACCCCCGGAACGCUUUGUAGAUCUGAGCUCGUGUCACAAAAUAGAGGCAUUCGAUCCAGAAACGACAUGGAUGUAAGGUUUUAUCCGUCUGCCGGUGGGAAUCCUAUUCCUGGUGAUCCGUCGAACCUGGAUUUUACCCACUGUUUGGGUUACUACAACUACAACAAGUUCGGGAACAAUAACAACUACAUGAACAUGGCGGAAGCAGGCGGUGCACUCCUCGCAGCUGGUGAUCAGACGUUUCACACGCCCAGCCUGGGAGAUGAGGAGUUUGAGAUACCGCCCAUCACACCCCCUCCAGAGUCGGAGGCGGGCCUGGGGAUGUCUGACGCGGACUCGCCCUUCCCCGGGCUCCCCGAGCCCCAGCACUCACAGAGGGUCCAGUUCACCCCCCAGUUCCCCCCUCAGAACCUGGAGCUGCCCUCCAUCACCAUCUCCCGCAACCUUGUGGACCAAGAGGGAGGAGUCAUCAGCAACGGCCUGCCAGUGAACAUUGGACAAGCUCACCUUCGCCAGUAUCCCCCCAAUCCUUCAAUGGUCAUGAGAUCUAUCAUCAACAUGAACAACCCUUCUGCCAUGAUGUCUGGAAAUCAGCUGACCACCAUCAACCAGUCCCAACUCAGCGCACAACUGGGCUUAAACCUGAGUGGACCAAACAUUCCCCACACCUCACCCUCACCUCCAGCCAGCAAGUCUGCAACACCCUCGCCCUCCAGCUCCAUCAACGAAGAGGACCCAGAUGAUGGCAACAGGGUGAUUGGUGAGAAGCGGCCUGCACCUGAUGCCGCCAAGAAGCCCAAAACGCCCAAGAAGAAGAAAAAGAAAGACCCCAAUGAGCCGCAGAAGCCCGUCUCUGCCUACGCCUUGUUCUUCAGGGACACCCAGGCUGCCAUCAAGGGCCAGAACCCCAAUGCCACCUUUGGGGAGGUGUCCAAAAUCGUGGCCUCCAUGUGGGACGGCCUGGGAGAGGAGCAGAAGCAGGUCUAUAAAAGCAAAACUGAAGCUGCCAAGAAAGAAUAUUUAAAAGCCCUUGCUGCAUACCGUGCCAGUCUGGUAUCAAAGGCAGCCGCGGAGUCCGCAGAAGCGCAGACCAUGCGCUCCGUCCAGCAGACGCUGGCGUCCACGAACCUGUCCCCAUCGCUGAUGCUGAACCCGCCGCUGUCCCAGCACCCCUCCAUGUCGGCCGCCGCCCAGGCCCUUCAGCAGGCCCUCCCGCGGGCCAUCGCCCCCAAGCCGCUGCAGAUGAGGCUCCCGGGCAGCCAGAUCGUCACCUCUGUGACGGUGGCGCCCCCAAACCUGCCUUCGGGCGUGCCCCCGCAGCUGAUGGGCCAGAUGGGCGUGGGUGGGGCGAUGGGGUCGGGGGCUCAGCCCCAGAUGAGCCCGCCCAUGCAGCCAGCCCAGCGCCAUCAGAUGCAGCAGCUGCAGCAGCAGCAGCAACAGCAGCAGCAGCAGCAGCACAUGCAACACCACCAGAUGCAGCAGCAGCAGCUGCACCACCAGCAGAUCCAGCAGCAGAUGCAGCAUCAGCAUUUCCAGCAGCAUCUGCAGCAGCAGCUGCAGCAGCACCACCUGCAGCAGCAGCAGCAGCAGCAACAGCACAUGCAGCAGCAAAUGCAGCUCCAGCACAUGCAGCUCCAGCAGCUGCAUCAACAGCAAAUGCAGCAGCUCCAGCAGCAGCAGCAGCAGCCGCAUCCAUCCCAAUGUUCUCCACCCCAGCACUCCCCGGGGACCCCCCAGUCUGCCUCUCUGGGCAGCCCCCAGCCCGCCCCCCAGCAGCAGCACCAGCCCCAAAUACAUGCGCAUGCUCACGCCCACGCCCAUGCCCAUGCCCAUGCCCACGCCCAGGUCCUGUCCCAGGUCAGCAUCUACUGA
Molecule: messenger RNA, 2546 nt
Organism: Megalops cyprinoides (Indo-Pacific tarpon)
Lineage: Eukaryota; Metazoa; Chordata; Actinopteri; Elopiformes; Megalopidae
Gene: tox3
Product: TOX high mobility group box family member 3
Exons: 7
Coding region: 741-2546 (601 amino acids)
Biological process (GO): regulation of transcription by RNA polymerase II
Cellular component (GO): nucleus
Molecular function (GO): chromatin DNA binding
Source: RefSeq, a predicted model, not a curated record